Messenger RNA from Thamnophis elegans (Western terrestrial garter snake), 1514 nucleotides. RefSeq names its product chromosome Z C7orf57 homolog (gene CZH7orf57). Bases 74 to 1000 code for a protein of 308 amino acids. The transcript is spliced from 9 exons. The record is from RefSeq and is a predicted model, not a curated record. NCBI's taxonomy places the organism in Eukaryota, Metazoa, Chordata, Lepidosauria, Squamata, Natricidae.
CAAACAGCAAGGCAACCGUUCUUCAAACAGCAAGGCAGCUCACGAUUCGGUCAAGAUAAGCAAUCUGGAAGGUAUGAGGAAUACAAAUAAAGAGUCGCAUGGACCUACAGAUCGAUAUGCACCAUGUGAUUGGUAUUAUCACAUCCCCCUGAAACGAUCAGAGGAACAAGUUAGUUCAGAAGUUGCACAACAGCCAACAUCUCAGAUUCCAGGUCUUGGUGAUUUUGGGGAUACUCACAAUGACAUUACCUUUGGGGGUCGAAGAAAGUGGAUCAAGGAUACUGAUUCAGAAUAUGUAAAAUUGGCAAAGCAAGGUGGUCGACCAGAUUUACUGAGACAUUUACCCCCUACUCCACAAAAAGUAUCCCUGGGGCCUUACGGUGCACCUGAAUGGUACUCACAUCAUAGCAAAAAAGCAGCCAAUGACUCUAAAUCUCAUUCCCCAGCAAUUCCAGACUACAUGAUUCAUGAAGAAUUUAAAUCGGAUCAACCAGCCAGCUAUGAACCUAAAAAGGGCCCUUUUGAUUUUGAUAUGAAAAGUGUUUGGCAAAGGGAUGCUGAAGACAAAGAGAACAAAGAGAAAAGAGAGAUAAAACUUCCUGCUAUUAUACCAAGAUACCCACAUAGAACUCAACAAGCUAUCACAUCUAAAGAAUUCCAUGGAGGAAACCGACUUUAUUUUCCUCCAAUGCCUGUUCAUAAAAAAAAUGAGCCUGUAAACUUCAGCAAACUGAUUAGUAGUGGUUAUGGUGAUGAGUGGCUUCAACAACGUGAUCAAUGGAAGAAAAAAAAUACUCUGUCUAAUGAUUCUCUUCUUCCUCCAAGUGAGUAUCAGAAGAAAAUAGAAAAGAGGCAGAAAGCUAGGAAACAUACAUUGUCAUACAAAAGAAAAUCUAAAUCUCAAUCUGGACUUGAAAUGGGUGCCCAGCCUAAGAAGUCACUCUUCAAGCUCAGAAUAUUCAGAGACAUUCCAGCCAGAAUCGACACAAAAAGACAUUGACUAAAAAGCUGGUAUUUCACAGAAUUUUCACAAUUCUGUGCUAUUUCCAUUCAGCACUAUGUGCAGGAAACUUACACAUCUUAGGAAGCAGGCUCCAAUAGUAAUUGCUAAUCAAGUAUAAUAGGUGUCAGGCUUCAAAAGGCUUCAAUAGUUUUCUGAUAAACCAACUAUUACUAAGACUUGCCUAGUCUCUUCUAAAGCCAUACCUGUUGCUUGAGAGCUGAUGAGUAGCCCUACAGUCAUAGGACACUGUUAAUAUAAGCUAUGCUUUGACAUUGAACUACUGAAAAGAGUAUAGGAAAACAUAAAAAUGAGACCAACUUAAGUUUUAUAGUGCUGACCGUAUUUUUGUAUCUUUUUCGAAGUAAAAGCUAGUUAUUUUCAUUUUCUAUGUAAUAAAUUGAAUAUAAGUGAAAAUUAUUUUUCAGAAUAUUGGAUUAUACUGGUAGUUUUAAAUACCAUUUAUAUUUUGUCUGCUUUAUACUUUAUAUAUAAACUUGUAUAAAUGCUUGAA